AUGUAUGCUCCAGAUUAUGCUCUUACGGAUUUAAUUGAAUCGGAUCCUCGCUUUGAAAACUUGAAAGUUAGAUUAGCUGGUUACACCAAAGGCUCUGAUGAAUACAUUGAGGAACUGUAUUCUCAGCUACCAUUGUCCAGCUGGCCAAGGUACAAAACCUUUUUAAAGAAACAAGCGGUUGCAGUUUCAAAUUCGGAUAAUGAGUCAGGUUUUAGUCCAAUUUAUAGGAGUUCCCUUUCUUCGGAAAAUUUGAUCAGCUGUGUUGAUAAAAACCUAAAAACUGCAUACGAUCACUUCAUGUUUUCUGCCAGAAGAUGGCCUCAACGUGACUGCUUAGGUUCAAGACCAUUUGAUAGCGUUACCGGUACUUGGGAGGACACAUACCGUUUCGAGUCGUAUUCCACAGUAUCUAAAAGAUGUCAUGAUAUCGGAAGUGGUAUUUUGUCAUUAGUAAACACGAAAAAGAAACGCCAGUUAGAAGCCAAUGACUUUAUUGUUGCUAUUUUAUCACACAAUAACCCUGAAUGGAUCCUGACAGAUUUGGCUUGUCAAGCAUAUUCCCUAACUAAUACGGCCUUGUACGAAACGUUAGGCCCAAAAACCUCAGAAUACAUAUUAAACUUAACUGAAGCCCCCAUUCUUAUUUUCGCAAAGUCCAACAUGUACCAUGUAUUGAAAAUGCUGCCCGAUAUGAAAUUUGUUAAUACUCUAGUUUGCAUGGAAAAAUUAAAUAAUGAUGAGUUGAGUAUGCUAAAUGAAUCACUUCUAUCUGUCAAGAACAACUCUUUGAAUGAAAAAAUCACAUUUUUUUCAUUGGAGCAAGUAGAGCAAGUUGGUCGUCUUAACAAAAUCCCUCCAAUUCCACCCACUCCAGAUUCCUUAUAUACGAUUUCGUUUACUUCUGGUACCACAGGUUUACCUAAAGGUGUAGAAAUGUCUCACAGAAAUAUUGCGUCUGGGAUAGCAUUUGCUUUUUCAACUUUUAGAGUACCGCUAGACAAAAGAAACCAACAAUUACAUGAUAUGUGUUUUCUGCCAUUAGCUCAUAUUUUUGAGAGAAUGGUUAUUUCCUAUGAUUUGGCCAUCGGAUUUGGGAUAGGGUUUUUACAUAGCCCAGACCCAGCCGUAUUAGUAGAAGAUUUAAAAGUCUUGAAACCAUAUGCAAUUGCUCUAGUUCCCAGAAUAUUAACGCGAUUCGAAGCAGGUAUAAAGAAUGCCUUGGAUAAAUCUGCUGUUCAGAGAAACGUGGCAAGCACUAUAUUAGACUCUAAAUCGGCCAGAUUUACCACGAAAGGUGGUCCAGAUAAGUCGAUCAUGAAUUUUCUAAUUUAUCAUCGUGUACUGAUUGAUAAAAUCAGAGACUCAUUAGGGUUGUCCAAUAACUCUUUCAUAAUUACCGGGUCGGCUCCCAUAUCGAAAGACACUUUACUGUUUUUGAGGAGUGCUCUGGAUAUUGGUAUAAGGCAAGGUUACGGUUUAACUGAAACCUUUGCUGGUGUCUGCUUGAGUGAACCAUUUGAAAAAGAUGUUGGAUCAUGUGGCGCUAUAGGUAUUUCCGCAGAAUGUAGAUUGAAGUCUGUCCCAGAAAUGGGUUAUCAUGCUGAUAAGGAUUUGAAAGGUGAGUUGCAAAUUCGGGGCCCACAGGUUUUUGAAAGAUAUUUUAAAAACCCAGAUGAAACUUCAAAAGUCGUUGGUCAAGAUGGUUGGUUUUCUACCGGAGAUGUUGCAUAUAUCGAUGGAAAAGGUCGCAUUAAUGUCAUUGAUCGAGUCAAGAACUUCUUUAAGCUAGCCCACGGUGAAUAUAUAGCUCCAGAGAAAAUCGAAAAUAUCUAUUUAUCAUCAUGCCCCUAUAUUACACAAGUAUUUGUCUUCGGAGAUCCUUUAAAAACGUUUUUAGUUGGGAUUGUUGGUGUUGAUGUUGAUGCAGCUCAACCGAUUUUGGCUGCAAAGCACCCGGAAGUGAAAACAUGGACUGGGAAGUUGCUAGUAGAACACCUGAACCGUGAUAAAAAGUUACGAAAGGAGUUUUUAAACAAAAUUAAUAAAUGCAUUGAUGGAUUACAAGGAUUUGAAAAAUUACACAACAUCAAAGUCGGACUUGACCCUUUAACUCUCGAAGAUGAUGUUGUAACACCGACUUUUAAAAUUAAGCGUGCUAAAGCCUCAAAAUUCUUCAAGAAUACAUUAGACCAGCUAUACGACGAAGGUUCACUAAUCAAGGCGGAAAAGCUUUAA
Saccharomyces mikatae IFO 1815 is the source of this 2235-nucleotide messenger RNA. It is a transcript of the gene FAA2, whose product is annotated as medium-chain fatty acid-CoA ligase FAA2. The transcript has a single exon. The record is from RefSeq and is a predicted model, not a curated record. Gene Ontology annotation, biological process: long-chain fatty acid metabolic process. The coding region runs from base 1 to 2235 and encodes 744 amino acids. Gene Ontology annotation, molecular function: long-chain fatty acid-CoA ligase activity. Gene Ontology annotation, cellular component: endoplasmic reticulum; membrane. NCBI's taxonomy places the organism in Eukaryota, Fungi, Ascomycota, Saccharomycetes, Saccharomycetales, Saccharomycetaceae.